AUGCCCCCAGAUUCCCCCAAGAGGCAUCGCCUAAGAAACGUGAAGGAAUUCCUCCAGUGGCACGACAGUGGGCCGUCGGACGCUAUCGAGAUCGACAGUGAUGAAGACGGCCCGCCUGCUCGAGACGACCAGAAAACGAGAUCUAGACGUCGAUUACAGCCUGAACAAUCACAUAUCACUGCCUCGGAAAUUGCAGUCAAGAGGUCAAGUUCAAGGAACGAAGCGAGCCUGCUCCCAACUUUCCUGUAUGAGCCCAAGUCAGACCAUAGUGACCACGGCGCUGAGAGUUUCAUUAGCAGGCGGACCCCCGGUACUGUCACGAUACCGGACCCGAUGAAGAAACCGGUUCUUUUCAAGAGUCACUACAAGCCGGUCGAUCAGUUGAGUGCCCCCCGUCAGGGCACGAAGUCGCAACACAUUUUCGACCAGACCAGAGACAUUCGAGACCAUGAUAAUAGACAGGUGCAUGCAAGCAAGAAGAGAAAGCUCGACAACAACGAUGCGACGGGCAGCAGUGCGACUUCGGCAAUCACGCUUGAAGAUAGCCAGAAUCGAGAGGAUUCCGCUGAUGAACUUCGACUUAGUCCGGAAUCCCCGAAGGGCGAGACAACCGAUCGUGGUCGACGGCACCAUGCUCCUCAUCAUGUGUAUAUCUCUGUCCACAGACCGAAUGGUGUAGGCAACUCAGCCCGGCAACCAGUUUCUCAGUUACGUGGUUCCUCUUCCGAAGAUGAAGGCGCCUUUACAAAAGGGUCUGCGAAAGAGAGGAAAGCAGAAAAAGACAGGAUGCUCGCCAGCUCUCCACCUGCACCGUCAAGCACUGUUCGCGCAGAAACAGUAUCUUCCCCUUACUUUAAUGCAACACAAACGCCUUUCCGGGCCCCGCGUCAUAAACCCCUCCAGCAUGAGAGUCCCGACGAAUUGCAAACCGGUCAUUCACCGAAGCUCCAGGCAUCUUCUGUCCGAACGAGAAAGGCUCUAGGGGAAGUGGAUAUGAAGACGUUAGGAGCUUUGAAACCCGGCGAUGGUCACACCACGGCCAAUCCAAAGCCAGGAAAUCCACCUGCGAAGCGAGCCGUUAACAACAUCAAAUCUUUCAAAAUAGUCGAAGUCGUCUACCCGACCUUAGGGGACAGCGAUAUCUACGUGAUAGAGGUGCACUGUGACACCAAUACGAUCUCGAUCAACACGGACGAAGAAAUGUUGGGGAAUGACCCGGUGGUCAAAGAUCGGCUGAUCUCGAAGAUUGUCGAGGUCAAGCAAGGAAGUGCUAAAAGCCAGCUGGUAUUUCUCACCUUUUCACGUCAGGGACAGCACGAGGACAAGAUGCACCUCAGAUUACAGUCACCUAAAGCUGCGUACGAUUUUGUGACACUCUUGCAGGAAUGCUGCCGUUCCGUCAAAGUGAUUGCCAAAGAAGAGUGA
This is a messenger RNA of Capronia coronata CBS 617.96, 1425 nucleotides long. RefSeq lists its product as uncharacterized. The transcript is spliced from 4 exons. Bases 1 to 1425 code for a protein of 474 amino acids. The record is from RefSeq and is a predicted model, not a curated record. Lineage: Eukaryota; Fungi; Ascomycota; Eurotiomycetes; Chaetothyriales; Herpotrichiellaceae.